UUUAAAAUGGUUUCUACUUGGGUAAGAGGCAAGUGCAUAGGCAAGGGCGCGUUUGGUACCGUCAGCGUCGCGCUUCGAAAGCUUGACGCCCAAACGCAAAUUUUCGCGGUGAAGUCUGUGGAUAUUAAAACGGGUCUCCCGGGUCAGCUCGAAGCGUUGGAGAACGAAAUUCGGAUCCUCCGACGCAUGUCCUCGCCGCACGUGGUAACCUUUCUCGGCGAAGACACCACAUGCGAGAAGCGGAACCUUCACAUGGAGUACAUGCCAUGUGGCACUCUCGCUGACCUGGACCCCGACGUGGACGAGUAUUUAGUGAGACAAUACACGUGGUGCUUGGUGAGCGCUCUGAAGCACGUGCACGGAAACGGCGUCGUGCACUGCGACGUGAAGGGGAAGAACGUCCUUGUUGGAGACGGAGCCAACGGUCGCAACUGCAAGCUCGCCGACUUCGGCUCGGCGAUGGAGUUCGACGGGGAAGGUCUCCCGGCGGCAUCGCCGCGCGGGAGUCCGCUGUGGAUGGCGCCGGAAGUGAUACGCCGGGAGUGUCAGGGUCCGGCGUCGGACGUUUGGUCGUUAGGUUGCACGAUGAUCGAGAUGCUCACCGGAAAACCGCCGUGGGAGGGGAACGCCAUGGACGCGCUGAGUCGGAUUGGAUUCUCCGGCGACGUGCCGGGGUUUCCGCGCCGGUUAUCGGAGCUCGGCCGGGAUUUUCUGGAGAAGUGUUUGAGGAGGGAGCCGUGGCGGCGGUGGAGCUGCGAUCAACUGCUGGAGCAUCCGUUUCUGUUACCGUGUGGUGUGAUCGUGGAAUCGUCGCCUCGGUGUGUUCUCGACCGAGUUGACUCGGAGUUCGCUGAGUUCGACGAGGAAGAAGAACAGGAAGAAGAAGAAAUAAUAACUGAAAGUGAAAAUUCGGCAAGGGAUAGAAUUGGAAAAUUGGCUACGAGCGUAGGGGUAAAUUGGGAAGCGCCAGGAUGGGUGAUGGUGAGGGAAUUGGCUUUCGAUGCCGAACCGGUGGUGGCUGACAGUUCUGAGAAUGUUAGAGAAGGGUCGAUUUUGGAAAAUUUUGAGAAUUCGAGGGAAGAACGGGGAAUUCAGGAAAGGACAAAUUCGGAAUGUGAAAGCUUGAAAAACGAAAUGGUAAAAUUGGGAAUGUGGUGUUUGGGUGGGAGGCGGUGGUUGUUACAGUACAACCGGCGCAGUGAGUGUGAGUGUGGGUGGGAAAAUGUUGAUAAGAAAAAAAGAAUGAUACUGAAAAUAAACAUUUACAAGUUGUACUUUAAAUUAUUGAAAUCACAUUGUUUCUAUUUGAAGUAUUUAAACAUAUAUUAUUUAUGUUUUGGGGUUAUUUGGGUGGAUUCGUAUUGAUGGCAUU
Molecule: messenger RNA, 1372 nt
Organism: Vigna umbellata (rice bean)
Lineage: Eukaryota; Viridiplantae; Streptophyta; Magnoliopsida; Fabales; Fabaceae
Product: mitogen-activated protein kinase kinase kinase 17-like
Biological process (GO): protein phosphorylation; signal transduction
Molecular function (GO): protein kinase activity; ATP binding
Source: RefSeq, a predicted model, not a curated record